This is a messenger RNA of Alligator sinensis (Chinese alligator), 3730 nucleotides long. It is a transcript of the gene SART3, whose product is annotated as squamous cell carcinoma antigen recognized by T cells 3. Gene Ontology annotation, biological process: RNA processing. Lineage: Eukaryota; Metazoa; Chordata; Crocodylia; Alligatoridae. The coding region runs from base 1 to 2853 and encodes 950 amino acids. Gene Ontology annotation, molecular function: RNA binding; protein binding. The record is from RefSeq and is a predicted model, not a curated record. The transcript has 20 exons.
AUGGGGGCCACCCAAAACGCACACCUCCGCCACGGAGAAGGAGACCGGGCGCUGCCCGACCCAAAGUACACGUCAACACGCCAGCCUGCCAAGCGCCAGCCCCCCAGGCCUUGCACUAAGGUGUCGCUGUCGGUGGCUUCAGCGGACUGUAAAAUCUUUAAUCCCGGUGUCGGUGUCGCCGUUCGCGGCUGCAAGGUCAUCUUUAAUCCUCCCGGUCUUUCGAUCAACGCGUUCGACUACAAUUGUCACCUGGACCUGAUCAAGCUCCUCCGUCAGGAGGGAGAGCUGGUCAAGCUUCGAAGAGCUCGCCAGAAGAUGAGCGAACUCUUCCCGCUCACUGAAGAAAUCUGGCUGGACUGGUUAAAGGACGAGAUCAGAAUGGCUUCAGAAAACGCCGAUCGAGAGAAGGUGUAUGAUUUGUUCGAGCGGGCUGUGAAAGACUAUAUCUGUCCUGAGAUCUGGCUCGAGUAUGCUCAGUAUUCCAUUGGGGGCAUUGGGCUGGAAGGAGGGAUCGAGAGGGUCCGCUCGGUAUUUGAAAGAGCACUGACUGCUGUUGGCUUGCAUGUCACAAAGGGAACAGCCAUAUGGGAGGCUUACCGGGAGUUUGAGAAUGCCAUCUUAGAAACAGCACAGCCAGCACCUGGCAGCAUUCCAACCCCCGAGCAGCAGCAGACUCUGCGUGAACAGCUUGAGAAGAUCCACACGCUGUUCAGGCGCCAGCUGGGAAUCCCACUGCUAGAUAUGGAAACCACCUAUGCUGAAUAUGAAGAAUGGUCAGAAGAUCCGAUACCAGAAGUGGUAGUAAAGAACUACAAGAAAGCCCUGCAGCAGUUGGAAAAGUGUAGACCGUAUGAAGAGGCCUUGCUCGUGGCGGAGACCCCAAAGCUAGCUGAAUAUCAAGCCUACAUUGACUUCGAAAUGAAAGUGGGUGAUCCGGCUCGCAUUCAGCUGAUCUAUGAGCGUGCACUGGCUGAGAAUUGCCUUGUGCCAGACCUGUGGGCUCGUUAUAAUCAGUAUUUGGAUCGGCAGUUGAAAGUGAAAGAGCUGGUGCUCUCAGCACACGAUCGGGCUGUUAGGAACUGUCCCUGGACUGUUGGGCUGUGGAUCCGGUACCUCUUAGCUAUGGAACGGCACAGAGUUGGUCACAGGACUAUUUCUGAUAUCUUUGAAAAGGCUUUGAAUGCUGGUUUUAUACAGGCUAUGGAUUAUGUGGAAAUAUGGCAGGCAUAUCUAGAUUACCUAAGAAGAAGGGUGGAUUUCACACAAGACUCAAGUAAAGAAUUAGAAGAGCUGAGGUCUGCUUUUGCCCGUGCUGUGGAAUAUUUAAAGCAGGAAAUGGAAGAGGGUUUUAGUGAAAGUGGGGAUCCAUCCUGCACCAUAAUGCAGAACUGGGCAAGAGUUGAGGCUCGCCUUUGUAACAACAUGCAGAAGGCCAGAGAGCUCUGGGACAGUAUUAUGACUAAAGGGAAUGCCAAAUAUGCCAAUAUGUGGCUAGAGUAUUAUAACCUAGAGAGGGCACAUGGAGAUACCCAGCACUGCCGGAAGGCCUUGCAUCGGGCUGUACAGUGCACAAGUGACUACCCUGAGCAUGUCUGUGAUGUGCUGCUCACUCUUGAGAGGAUAGAAGGUACUUUAGAAGACUGGGAUGCAGCUGUUCAGAAGACUGAAAACAGACUAGCUCGGGUUAAUGAACAAAGAGCAAAGGCUGCCGAGAAGGAGGCUGCUCUUGCCAAGCUGGAAGAGGAAAAAGCUGAACAGCGGAAGCAGGCUCGGGCUGAGAAGAAGGCUUCAAAAAAGGCUAAAAAAACUAAGUCUGGAGAGAAGCGCAAAGCUGAGGAUGAUGAUGAUGGGGAGUGGGGCCAGGAGGAAGUUGAGCAGCCCAGCAAGAGACACAAGGGAGAUGGUGAAGCUAUGCUUGCUGAUGAAGAAGGAGAAGAUAUGGAGGUAGAAUCUGGGCUGUUUGGAAGAAGUGCACCUACCAGGGCAGAUCCUCUAUCUAAACAGAAGGAAAAGGCAGCCAGCAGCCGAAAAGAAGCCCCCAAAAUUCUCCACGACAGUAACAAAGACAACGUCACGGUUUUUGUCAGCAACCUGUCCUACAGCAUGACCGAGCCAGAAGCGAAACUGAAGGAGCUCUUUGAGAGCUGCGGGGAGAUGGCAGAAGUCCGUCCUGUGUUCAGUAACAAAGGGCUUUUCCGGGGCUACUGCUAUGUGGAAUUCAUGGAAGAAAAAUCUGCUCUGAAGGCCCUUGAAAUGGAUCGCCGAGUGGUGGAGGGGAGGCCGAUGUUUGUCUCUCCCUGCAUUGACAAAAACAAGAAUCCAGACUUUAAGGUGUUCAGAUACAGCACCGCUCUGGAGAAGCAUAAAUUGUUCAUCUCUGGCUUGCCUUUCUCCUGCACUAAAGAGGAGCUGGAAGAGAUGUGUAAAGCCCACGGAAAUGUGAAGGACAUUAGGUUGGUCACUAACCGAGCUGGAAAACCCAAGGGCCUAGCUUACGUGGAAUUUGAAAAUGAAGCGCAGGCCUCACAGGCCGUCUUGAAAAUGGAUGGCUUGACCAUUAAAGACCAUGUCAUCAAGGUGGCAAUCAGCAACCCGCCUCGCCGGAGACUGCCUGACAAACCUGAGGCAGAGAGAGCUUCGCAACUGGCAGUACCACGGCAGAUCUAUGGAGCAAGGGGUAAGGGAAGAACUCAGCUGUCCAUGAUGCCGCGUGCACUGCAGCGCCAGAGCAACCCUCCGCCCAAGGCAGAGAAUGGGAUGGUCCAGAAUUCACCAGCAACUUCAUCCGUGUCCCCCGAGGAGCCAAAAAGCAUGUCCAACGCGGACUUCGCCAGGAUGCUGCUGAAAAAGUGAGCAGAGGUCUGCAGUCAGCAAGUCUGGUAAAAUGUGAAAUGCCUUUUUGGAAGCCAUGUUGUGUCCUUACUUAGACUAACAAGAGAAACAGCCAGUCGCAAUCCCAUGUAAAUACUACUUUGGACUCUUCGUUCACCAAGAUCCGACACGAGGGUGGUACAAUUCCAGUCUUUUUUUUUUUUUUUCCCCCUGAUUCUGAAAGCAGAGUUUUGUGUGUUCUGGUAAAAUGGCUUUAAAUGAUCCCUCAUAUUGAGGGUAACUUGGGGGGAAAUACUCACGUUACAGGCUGGGUACGCUCGCAAGUUUUAUGGUGCGUGUUUUUUACUUUUUUAAGAAUGAGCUGUUAAGCAAAAGCUUUGACUGCAGAGCUCCACUGGGCACGGGUUCAGUUUGUGAUGGCAGGUGGCCUCCUUAGCAUCUAGUGCUUUUUUUUUCCCCCCCCACCCCUGCCACACAUCAACUUAUUUCAGAAGUCCUGACCCCAUCCAUCUCUUUCCAUGUAAAAAAGCUGAAAAUGGCAGAAUGCUAGGAAUUUCACCACAAUGGCCUAUUUUAGUACCGGGGUGGGAGUUAUAUAUAUAACGUAUUCAGUUUUAUGUUCUGCUCAAGCUGGUCUGUUUUUAUAUUGUGUAUUUGUAAAUGACAUUCAGACCCUUAUUUUUAAGUGUCAUAAACACGACUAGAGCUGGUAACUGUUUCAUGUCCAAGCUGUAUAUUCUGCUGCCGUGGAUCAUAUUAUGUUUCGUUUACUGAAGAACUUCCCCCAUCGCCAGUUGGUUUCUGUACGGUUUCAACUCCUCGGAUUCUGUUUUGUACACAAUGUGAAGUGCAAGCUCAAGUUUCUUCUUGGUUUAUUAAACUAAAGUUCUCAAAUGUU